AUGGCGGGCGCGCUUGCCUGUCUCCUGCCCAACCUCGGUGGUCCAAAGACAAUGGUGAGGCGGCUGUAUGCCAACACGGUCCACUCAAUGGCCCUUUACGGGGCCCCAGUGUGGGCGGGUGAGAUAGGGGCCAGUCGUCGCAUACGGGCGCUAGUUAAUAGCGCCCAGCGCGUCAUGGCCAACCGUCUCACCUGCGCGUAUCGGACCGUGUCGCAUGCAGCCGCUACGGUCCUGGCCGGCAUGAUCCCUGCGGACCUCCUUGCUAGGAUGUACGCUGACACGUACACCCGCCUAAGGAGGCUCCGCAAUGAGGGUGAAGCUCUGUCGGCUGGGACCAUAGGACGGAUCCGAGCCCUGGCCCGGCGCAGGGCCCUCCGACGCUGGAAAAGGCAACUCGGGGGGCCCAACGUGCCGGGCAGGCGGACCAUCGAGGCCAUCCGCCCCUGUCUCCUCGAAUGGGUGGACAGGGGCCAUGGCGGGUUGAACUUCCACCUGACACAGGUGCUCACCGGGCACGGCUGCUUCGGUGAGUACCUGUGUCGCAUAGGUAAAGAGCGUACGACGCAUUGCCACCACUGUGCGGCCGAUCGGGACACCGCGCAGCACACCCUGGCCGAAUGCCAGGCGUAG
Messenger RNA from Odontomachus brunneus, 630 nucleotides. RefSeq lists its product as uncharacterized. Bases 1 to 630 code for a protein of 209 amino acids. Lineage: Eukaryota; Metazoa; Arthropoda; Insecta; Hymenoptera; Formicidae. The transcript has a single exon. The record is from RefSeq and is a predicted model, not a curated record.